This is a messenger RNA of Parus major (Great Tit), 2433 nucleotides long. RefSeq names its product FKBP prolyl isomerase 14 (gene FKBP14). Lineage: Eukaryota; Metazoa; Chordata; Aves; Passeriformes; Paridae. The transcript has 4 exons. The record is from RefSeq and is a predicted model, not a curated record. Bases 97 to 753 code for a protein of 218 amino acids. Gene Ontology annotation, molecular function: peptidyl-prolyl cis-trans isomerase activity; calcium ion binding.
GGGGCUGGGAGCGGUGAGCGCCGCUGCCACGUCGGACGGACCGGCCGGGCUCGGGGCGCGGGAUGGCGGCACGGUGAGAGGAGCGGGGCAGGAGCGAUGGCGGGGGCGAUGGCGGCGGCGCUGCUGCUGUGCUCCGCCCUGCUGUGCGCGGCGCUGGGCUGCGCGGGCGCGGCGCUGAUCCCCCCCGCUCCCGACGUGAAGGUGGAGGUGCUGCACAAGCCUUUCCUCUGCCACAGAAAGACCAAGUGGGGGGACAUGAUGCUGGUUCACUACGAGGGCUACUUGGAGAGGGAUGGCUCCAUGUUUCACUCGACUCACAAGCAUAACAAUGGUCAGCCUAUGUGGUUUACACUUGGCAUAAGGGAAGCUCUCAAAGGCUGGGACAGAGGGUUGAAGGACAUGUGUGUGGGAGAGAAACGGAAGCUAACUAUUCCACCAGCUCUUGCUUAUGGAAAAGAAGGGAAAGGAAAAAUUCCACCUGAGAGCACACUGAUUUUCAACAUUGACCUUCUAGAAAUUAGAAAUGGACCAAGGUCUCAUGAGUCAUUCCAAGAGAUGGAUCUUAAUGAUGACUGGAAGCUAUCCAAGCAAGAGGUGAAAAUUUACUUGAAGAAAGAAUUUGAAAAGCAUGGAGCAGUGGUAAAUGACACCCAGCACGAUGCUUUGGUUGAAGACAUAUUUGAUAAAGAGGAUGAAGACAGUGACGGGUUUAUAUCUGCCAGGGAAUUCACAUACAAGCAUGAUGAGCUGUAGAAAGUAAAGGGUGGAAUAAUUUUUUUUGAUACAAAUAGCAGUAACUUAGACUGUCUGGUUCUUGUGUCAUCUUAAUUCUGUGUUUCGGAAUUGACAAUUGCUGUUGGCAAAGAAACACUUGGUUUAUAUAAAAGAGAAUUUCUAUUCAUUAUGUACAAAAGUUUUAAACUAUUUUAAAAUGUGAAAAUGUACCUCCUCUUAUACAAUGAAGUACAUCAGUGUUUUUAAAAUUUUGUAUUAAAUUAUUUUUCAGAAAUGAAACAAACUUUCCAGGUUAUUAUUCAUUUUGAAAAUCAAAAUCCAGUUCAGUGACUUUCUGUGAUUUGUUUGUCUGCCAAGAUCACUUUCAGCAGCUACGUUAUGUAUUACUUGUAGUCUGUGCCUUAAUUACUUGACCUUCCUACUUGAGUGUCACUGCUUAAAAAGCAGUUUGCUGACCUUGGGUUUUUUUCCUGCAGGUUUUUGAAAGAUGUAGUAGAAGGCAUCAGCAUCUCUCUGUAUGGCUGAGAAACUGAUACAAAGCUGAAUGAGAAGAGUGGUUAUUGCCCUUCUAAAGGGAGAGUGUCAUGCCAAUAAUUGUCUGCAUUUUUUUGUUAGAUUUUGUGAACAAAGCAGGAGUUAAAUGUCAGACUUUCACUUCUACUGCCAGCAACAUUCUAGGAAACAUCUGUAAUUUGGAAAGCAGCAAGUUGUGCUGCAGUGCACAGUGUCCUUUAAAUGUACACACACGUUUGUUUUGGAACUCAGACUUGGCAUUCAUCAGAAAAGCUCACACCCCUCUCAGUUUGAGGGGGAUCUUUAGCAGAAUGUUACAAGUCUGAAGUUUUUCCUGGUGGCAGAAGGGAGAGUGUACUGACAGGAAGAUCAGUAUGGUCUGAAGAGCAGUUUCCAUGGGCUGUCUGUUUUGCGGCUGUGUGAGUUGCAGAACUUGUUUCAUUGCCCCUUCGCAGCAUUUUUUCCCAAGUAGCACACAAGUGUUAGGAAUUUUAAAUAAAAAAAUGAGUUUUUAGAAAAAUAAAGGUGUGAGGUAAGUGUUAUGGUGCUGUGUCUUUACAGAGGUGGAGAUCAUUAAGAUGUCAAACACAAAAUUUGAGUUCAAAGAACUGUUUUUGGAGAGGAAGAAACAGUUUGCAGUUGUCCAUGGUUUCUUAAAUGAGAGGGCAAGGUAUCUCAGGGACAGAAUUUAUUCUGACAUCACUAACCUAUGGGUCUGUAAACACAGCGUUGUACCUGAAAAUUGUUUGCCAAAGCUGUGUAAAGACACAAAGCAAAUCAAGUUGUAUGAAAGUGAGAUUGCUGCAUUGCACUAUCCCUUAACUACCGCUAACUGAGACUCUGCAUUCAGUUCUCGGGGCUGUAGGUGUGUUAGAUGUUUCCCUGCCACCUAGUGUUGCAACUGAGGAUUAGAGGACUGCUUCAUUGAACUGAGUUCAGCUGCAGAGGGGCAUUUAGAGAUGCCUGUCAACAGUGACGACUGGGGGAAAAAGGAAAGUUGUAAGUGAGGGUAGGCAGCGCUGGGCUGUUCUGUUUUGGUUUUCUUACGGCAUCUGAUAUUUUGUGGGUGAUGUUCUAAGUGACAGGGAAUUGCAGCUAUGUAUUUUGUUUUCAGUAACCUUAGGUCUUUUUCCUCAGUAAUGCCAUCUGCUUUUCUUGAAACCAAUAAAACUUCUGCUUCUGUGA